AUGGUGAUCUGGGGCCUGGUGCUGGGUGCCAUGCUGGUGGCCAUCGUGGCCUACCUGUGUCUGCCAGGGCUCCUCCGACAACGCAGGCCCCAGGAGCCCCCACUGGAUAAGGGCUGUAUACCCUGGGUGGGCCAUGCCAUGGCUUUCCAGAAGAACAUGUUCGAGUUCCUGAGGGGAAAAUGGGCCAAAGAUGGAGAUGUGUUCACAGUGCUACUGGGGGGUGAGUUCUUCACCUUCGUCAUGGAUCCCCUCUCGUUUAGGCCCAUCAUCAAGAACACAGAGAAGAAACUGGACUUUGUGCAGUAUGCCGAAGAGGUGGUGCAAAAGGUAUAUGGAUACCAGCGCUUGCAGGGUGACUACCAGAUAAUACACACGGCCAGCACCAAGUACCUCAUGGGGGACGGGCUGAAGGACCUCAACCAGGCCGUGUUGGACUGCUUAUCUCUGGUGCUGCUGGAGCCCGGAGACCCGAAACUGGGUGCCACCCACUGGCAAGAGGAUGGGCUCUUUCAUUUCUGCUACAACAUCAUGUUCAAGGCUGGCUACCUGAGCUUGUUUGGCUGCACCAAGGAUAAGGAGCAGGACCUGCUACAGGCAGAGGAGGUGUUCAAGAAGUUUCGCAGGUUUGACAUUCUUUUGCCCAGAUUUCUCUACUCCCUGCUGGGACCCAGGGAAAGGCUCGAAAUGGGCCAACUCCAGUGUCUCUUUCACAAGAUGCUCUCUGUGAGACACAACCAGGAGAAAGAGGAGGGCAUGAGCAACUGGCUGAGACACAUGCUCCGCUAUCUGAGCGAGUGGGGAACCACCCCAGCUGUGCUAGCCAAGUUCAGCUUCAUGAUGCUGUGGGCCUCACAGGGGAACAUGGGGCCCAGUUCCUUCUGGGCCCUCCUGUUCCUCCUGAAGCACCCAGAAGCCAUGCAGGCUGUGAAGGACGAGGCUGCCCAGGUCCUGCGUGGGACCAAGCUAGAAGCCAAGCAGUCCUUCGUCCUCCCGAUCAGUGCCCUGGGGCGCACCCCUGUGCUGGACAGUGUGAUGGAGGAGACACUCAGGUUGGCAGCUGCACCCACCCUGGUCAGGGUGGUGCAGGAAGACUGCACCCUGAAGAUGGCCAGCGGGCACGAGUACCUCCUCCGCCGUGGAGACAGAGUGGCCCUCUUCCCCUACCUGUCUGUGCACAUGGACCCUGACAUCCACCCCGAGCCCUGCACCUUCAAGUUUGAUCGGUUCCUCAACCCCAAUGGCAGCCGGAAAGUGGACUUCUAUAAGAAGGGCAAGAAGAUCCACCACUACAGCAUGCCCUGGGGCUCGGGCGUGUCCAUCUGCCCUGGCCGGUUCUUAGCCCUUAGUGAAAUGAAGCUCUUUGUUCUGCUCAUGGUCACCUACUUUGAUCUGGAGCUGGUGGAGCCUGACACCCCAGUGCCCCCUAUAGACCCAGGGCGCUGGGGCUUUGGCAUCACACAGCCCAGCCAUGAGGUGCAUUUCCGCUACCGCCUGAAGCCCAUGGACUGAGCUCGGCCCAUCCUGGCUAGGAGGGAGCUGGGAAAUCCACCUCCGCUCACCCCUCUGCUUUCCCCCUCCCCGGCCAGCCCAGCCCCUGGUUGGUUGGCGCCCCUCCCUGUGUCCUGCCUGUCUCCCUCUCUGUUCUU
Messenger RNA from Fukomys damarensis (Damara mole-rat), 1646 nucleotides. RefSeq names its product 7-alpha-hydroxycholest-4-en-3-one 12-alpha-hydroxylase. Gene Ontology annotation, molecular function: heme binding; iron ion binding; sterol 12-alpha-hydroxylase activity. The record is from RefSeq and is a predicted model, not a curated record. NCBI's taxonomy places the organism in Eukaryota, Metazoa, Chordata, Mammalia, Rodentia, Bathyergidae. Bases 1 to 1509 code for a protein of 502 amino acids. The transcript has a single exon.